Messenger RNA from Pocillopora meandrina, 15461 nucleotides. The record is from the annotation of a GenBank genome assembly. NCBI's taxonomy places the organism in Eukaryota, Metazoa, Cnidaria, Anthozoa, Scleractinia, Pocilloporidae.
AUGGCGACCACGUGGAGCGAACUAAGGCCAACUUUGUCUAAUUCAGUUUUAGAUAUCACGGACAAGUUUGGCUUCCAAAAGAUGACACCAGUACAGGUAGGCAAAGGAAUAAUGUAGCUAUUACCUAACAAAUAUGCUUUGGUUUACCACGCUUUCUUUGUUAUACAGGCAGCCACAAUUCCACUGUUUAUGUCAAACAAAGAUGUAGCGGUUGAGGCGGUGAGUUUGAAACUAAGAUUAUUUCUAAUUUCCUGAGCACGAAGAGCCCUGUAUUUUUUGGACUUAUUCAAAAUAAUUAUUCGUUUAUUAGUAUAAUAAUAAUAAUGCUGAUUUAUGCUAUGUACUGCAAACAGUUAAUGAGCUGUAUAAAUGCUUGAAUUUCCUGGAGGUCACCAUUUUGGCUUGUAUGACAUUACAUGGUUGCCACCAUCAUCAUCAGACAGUAGCUCUUUAGUUUGUACAAAUUCUAAGGGGAUUGUGCAGAUACUAGCAGCAUCAUACAAUUGAACUUGGCGACAAGUAGAAUUCCAGUUUUAAAACAGGCCAUAUCUGUUUCCAUCUUGUCUCACACUAAGUACUUUCAUUCCCAUUUAUGACAAAUUUUAGCUUCAAAGGUCAUUUGUUUCAUCAGCGGAGGCUUCCUUUCUUUGAGGCUUCCUUUCUUUGAUACUUCUAGUGGUAGGCUGGGAAAAGUCUCCUCUUUGAAAUAGUCCCAUGGAUUAUAUUAAAGUUCAGAUGGCAACUAUGUGGACAAUCAGAAAUGGUUUGAUGCUAUUCUGGUUCAGAGACUCUUUUAUAGGCUCAUUAAUUAGGUGCCCUUUUUUCUGAUGAGGUGUAAAUAGGCAUAAAUAGGUGUAAAUAGCUGUCAGGAAGAAACUACAAGUAUAUGCUUGAGUUUUCUUGAAAAGAAAGGAUGAAACUAGAACUUUGGCUUGUUUGACUCAUCCUCUUCCUUAUAUCUUGGCCUGCCCUCAGCUUGAUGGUACAACCCAUUAACUCACUUGAGUGAUGAAGACAGAAUUUCUCCUUACAAUAUAAAUACAAUAUCAAGCAGACAAGUAAUGAGAAUGAACAAAAACUCCAAUUAGGGAAUUAUUAGUUGAUUCAGUAUCAAAUUCUCAGAGCUAACAUUAUAAGAAUUGUAUGGCAAACAGUAAGGAGAAUUAAUAAUGAGAUCUUGAGGGUUGAAAAGAUUAAAAACACAUACUUACAGGAUUCCCCUCAGUUCUUCACUUCAAUACAAGAAACCUGUAAUCUAGCUUUUACCUAGCUUUUUUGGAGGGAAAGGCAUUAGAUCUUAUCCUUAAAGGUGUCAAGAUUUGUGUAAAGAACACCAUCAUUGGCAAUGACUUUGCUGAAGAUAUUUUGAACAUUUCUGAAAAUGCCCUGAGGAGCUGACACAAACAUUGCAUUAGAGCUCUUUUACAAUGGAAGAUUCUUGCUAAUUUAUAAUGAUUUUUGUGGACUUUUCUGUUGUUGUAUUAAUUCAAGUUCAUUCAAUGAUAUACAUUUUCAGAGUUGUGCGAGUUAAUCCUCUGACUGUUAAGAGUAACUAGCAUCUCCAUUUUCCUCGCAAUACCACACCUGAAUCAAACACUAAAGAAGCUCUUGCUUGUUAAGCAAAUUCUCCUUGUCAACACCUUAGGAAAUGUAUAGAGAACUGUAUGGAGAAUAUCAUAAUGAUGUUAGGGUGGUGAGGGUGAAGACUGUGAUGGCUCAAAUCUUUCUGCUAAGCAUGAAAAGCUAUGCAGCAGAAACCAGAUCCACAUUUUCCGAUGCGUUAAUUUUAUAUUACUGAUGACAAACUUCCUUUUUAUUUUUAACUUGUUGAAACAGUUUAUCUCUAAUUUUCAGGUUACUGGAUCUGGAAAAACCUUGGCCUUUUUGAUUCCAAUUGUGGAAAUGCUCCUGCAAAGGUUAUUUGCACUUUUAACCCUUUAGUCCCCAAGAGUGACUAGCAUCUAAGUUCUCCUUACAAUAUCACCCCUGAAUCAAACAUGGAAGUCAUAAGAAUAGAGGAGAUGAUCACCAACUAAAGCAGCUCUUGAUUGUGAAACAAAUUCUCCUUGUCAGCCUCUUUGGAAACAUACAGAGAACAGUAUGGAGAAUAUGCAUACUGAUGUUAGGGUAUAAAGGGUUAAGUAGGUGUAAUUUCUUCAGAUGUUAAAUGUAGAUUUCUUCUUAUCAAGAUAAUUUGGUUUUUCAAAUGAGUUGAUAAUUUAAACUAGCCAAUGGUAAAGAGUUUCUUAGCUGGUGUGUAAACCCCUUUGCCAGUCACUCUGACAAAGAGCUAAUGGUCUAAACCUCAGCUUAGAAACUCUCUACAAUGGCCAAUUCACUUUAUCAACUCAGAUGAUAAAACCAAUUACUGGUAUCUUGUACUCCCCCACCAAUGCAAUGCCAGGGUUUAUUUUGAACUUUACUCCCUUUAUACACUCCCUUCAUCAGUUUGAAAUUAAUAGCGCUAACCACAGACUACAGACUUCAUGAAAAAAAAUUCCAUGGAAAAACCUUUAUUAUGUACAGUUUAUUUUUAUUCACAUGCAAGGUGGCUCUAUGUUAUAUACCAGUAUAGAUCUACCAAGAACAUGCUUAUGGGUCACAGUGUGGUUUUUCAGCUGCAAUUUUCAAACCCAGGAAAGGGAUUUGCCCUCUUUUCCUCUAAAUUUUAAUUUUAAACUCAAGUACCUUGCAUAGUGUUGGACCUGACAUUUGCUUUAUAUGCUUGCUAUUUAUUGUAUUUAUUCAAAUAUGUCAUAUUUUCUUUUCAAAGGGAAGAGAAGCUGAAGAAACAUGAUGUAAGUUGGUUUAAUUUUGUAGAAAAAUAACUAAAAUCUACGGGUAAAUAUAACAAUUGAUGAAUACUUUGUAAUUUGGUUAUGAAACCUUGGUAGGUCAGCUAUUUAUCCAUUGUUUUUUGGGUCAGAAUUGGAAGUUAGAGAGUUGGUGUUGGGGGAGGGAGUAAAAUUGAGGAAUGAGCAUAAAAUAUGCACAACAAGGAUGAACAGCAGUUCUACUCUGGGACUGAGAGGCAAGGGGUGGGGAAUAGGGAUCAAGGGGUGGGGGCCACAACAGGUGGGGGGAGGGGUGAUGGGAGGGGUGGAACAAUGGGGAAGGGGUGGGGCUACAGGAGUUAGGGGCAGAGAGUAAGGGGUUGAGGGUGGUGAUGGGAGAGGGGUAUAAGGCAAAUGAAUCAAAAAGCUUUCAGAAACCAACAAGUGUGAAUAAUGAAAGAAUGAGUUAUGUGAUUAUUCUUGAAAGUAGGACCAAUUUGUAAGUUCUACAUAUCUGCUUCACAUUAUCAGGAGUGACUGGAAAUUAAUUUGUCUUUACAAUGUCAUCCCUAAAUCAAAAAUUGAUGUUACAAGAAUAGUAAGAGGAAAUGAUCACCAUCUAAAGUAGCUCUUGAUUGAUGAACAAAUUCUCCUUGUUAGCACUUUAGGAUAUGUAUAGAGAACUGUAUGGAGAAUAUGCACAUUGAUGUGAGGGUGGAGAGGGUUAAAUAAGUCUAAGGAGCAGUCAAAGAUGGUUCGCACAGGCUCAGGGUAUGUUCUGCCCUGGUUAUGAGAGGAGUUUGUUUUUAAUUAGUCAUAUUGCAAUCAUCUUGCGAUGAAAAUGUUUAAAUGUAGUUGAUGAAUAAGCUUGGCAGUCUUGUUUGCUAUUACAGUUCACUCUCAACUAAAAUUCUCCCCUUUUGAUUCAGGUUGGUGCCAUCAUUAUCACUCCAACUAGAGAACUUGCAAAACAGAUUGACGAAGUCUUAAGAACAUUUACAAAGGAUCUCAUCCAGCUAAAGUGAGGCUGCAUUUGUUGGAAAUUUACUGUGUAGUGGAGAAAUUCAAUCCAUCUGGCACACACCUCACUGCAUUUCUUUUUCACCACCACUUCACCUGCCUUCCUGGCCAUGGUCACUAACAUAUUGGCCAUGUUUUGGAAACCAAUAUGGCCAUCUUGUGAAAACAAUCAAUUUGGGGGCCUAAAGGAAGACAAUUUUCCGAUGCUACUCCUGUAUACUUUAAUUCAGCAUCCUCAUGGCCUUCAUAAGCAAUAUGCUCUACAAUGAUAACCUCAAUUUUUUUUUAACAGGAAUCUCUAACUCCAAGUAGUUGGUAUAUGGAGAUUUUUUUUUCUUAAUAUGCCACUUAUAAUUAUUACUCUGCUGAUAUGUUCCUUUACUCUUCAUUAAAGUAUAGCAAAAUUACCUGUCUUUUUCAACUGUAAGACCACCUUAGUUUUGAAAACAUACUAUUUCUGAAUGCUUGCUUUAUAGGCAACUACUUCUGAUAGGGGGAGUGGACCCUGUGGAAAAUAUGCAGAGAUUCAAAUCAGAUGGGUGAGAACAAAGUGAAUUGAAUGAUGUUUUGAUCUUAACUGCAUAAUUGUGUAUAGAUAUUUAAGUGGAAAACAGAGAAUCACAAGUUUUGUUCCCUUUCAAUCAAGAAAGCUUUUUUAGAUUUAAGGCAGUGAUUUGAGAAAGUUAUAAGUUUAUGGCAUAUGUGUAUGGAUCAAACAAGCCAUUAACUACAAACUACAUGUGCAGGUGCCACAACCUGAACUUUUCUUUUCAAUCUGUGCCAAUGUUUAUUUGUUUUUCCCCUUUUUUAGAGGUCACAUUAUUAUUGGCACACCAGGGAGAUUAGAGGAUUUAAUGACAAGAAAGCAAGAGGGGAUAGAUCUGGCUGCUCAUGUUCGAUCUCUGGUCUGUACCAAACUGAAAUUUUUCAUGCUGAGUUAGAAUUUAUGGUGUAGAAUCUUCAAUUUAAAAUGUGGAUUUCUUUUCACAUACAGAAAUGCAUGUUAUGCAUUCAUUGUUUUAAAUUUUCGUGAAACAAUAUUUUAGUUAUGUUUCUACCAUGCCCUAUUAAUAAUACUUGCUUCAACUGUAUGGACAUACUUACCAUAUCAUGAACCUUAAAGUGUGAUGUCUGAGGUCUCUGAUGUGUCAAAAGAUCUUGUUUUAUUGCUUGCAUAACCGUGACAUCUGCAAAUAUUUAAGUUUAAGUCUCUCUAGUACCUGAUCAACUACAAGAACAGUAGUCAUCAAAGAAUACUGUAACAUUAAUGAAUAUGAUUCAGUCAUAUGUUUUGGAGCAAUUUUCAGUUGAUUGUCAGGAGUUAGUUACUUUCAAUUGGUUUUGGCGAUAUUGGUCAAGAAAAAUGUGUACUACCUGUUCAACCAUUCAAAUGCAUUUACCAACUUUGAAAUAGGUACUAGCAUUUUUCCACAAGUAGCCCUUUACACCCUCUUAUCAGAAUGCAUUGUCUCCAUACUGUUCUGUAUACAUUUCCUAAGGUGCUGACAAGGACAAUUUGUCUAACAGUCAGAGCUUCUUUAGUUGGUGAUCAUUUGCUUUAUUCUCAUGACCCUAAUGUUUGAUUCAGGGGUGAUGUUGUAAAGAGAAAUUAGAUGUUAGUCACUCUUAGGGGUCAAAGGGUUUAAUAAAUGAAAUAACCCUGAGUUCUUGUUGGUUUCCCAUGAUGAUAUUUUCCUUUGUUUUGAUUGGUUAUUGUGAUUACUCUGGUCUGGGCUAUACAACACUAUUGAAAGGCAGCUGUCAAUAUGAAAGGACGGGAUUAGAUAGGAUUGGAUGAACAUUCAUGAGACCACUAUUAAUCAUAAUUCCUUUAUUUUGGUUAUUUAGGAAGUUCUUGUCUUAGAUGAAGCUGACAGAUUGUUGGACUUGGGUUUUGAAGCUAGGUAAAUUCUAAAACUUAUUUUUUUCAGUUGAAGUCUUGAUUAACAUAUUUCAACUACAUCAACAAUAGCUACCCCAUGCUUUUCCCUCAGUCUGGCACUAAAAGCUCAAAUAGUGGGAGACCAAGAUAAAAAGAAAGCCAUUCUAAAAAGGCAUCUGAGAAGGUGCAUGGUAAAAAAAAAGCCUAUGUGUGACUUCUGAUAGACUUUUAUAGACUUUUGGAUUCUCUUUCCAAAUUUUCCCAUCUUUCCUUGUGGAACACUAAGUAGAAUUUAAUGUUGCAAAAAAAAAUUCACCUUAAACUAACUACACAUCCCCAUAUUUACUGAAAGAUUUGGUGCCUCCUGUCUGUCAACAACAGAAAUAAUGUAAAAUGAAAUUAACCAUAGAAUGUUUUAUUCAAGAUCAAUUGACUCUUUGAAGUGGUUAUCACUUCAUUUUGAACUCUUAAAAAAAGGUGCAGUGUUUUUUGACAAUCUCUUUUGAGUUUGAUUGCUUUUUUAUUGUGAUUCCAGCAUAAAUACUAUUCUGGGUUUUCUCCCAAAGCAAAGAAGAACAGUAAGUCACUCCUAACUUCAGAAAUUUCAAUAGUUUAUUUUUUGUUAGGUCACAGAGUUGAUUUUAUUUGUUUUGUCAUUGUUUUUAACAGAACCAACUUAAAUAAUUUUAUUUUAGUAUCAUCAAAUUAAUCAUUGAAGCCGACAGAGUUGUGGAUUAAACUUACCAUUGUGAUAUUUAUUCACUUAUAAGCUAAGCAAUAUUUUUUGGGGCCUUAAACUCAGUUUUAGAAAAAAAUUUCCUUUUUCAAAGAUAGGGCUCAGCCUAGAGCCAAGAGUUUUGAAUAAUGUUUCUCUAAAAACAUCAUUUAUAAAAUUAAAAAUCAUCACAGACACUCCUUACUCUGCCCAUAGCCAAGUGAGUUUUAUGAAAACAAUAACUCACAAGAAAACAAGAAUAAACAACCUCAUGAAAAUGCUCAUAAAUUAUUUAGUGCUGGAUUGGAAGCAAGUUACUUUAAUUAUUGGCUGACCCUAAGGCCUUAAUGAACACAGAGUUGCAAUCUUGUUUGCCUUAGAUAAGUUGUUUAAAUAGUAUUUGUGUAUCUGUUUUUUCUACCUAGGGCCUGUUUUCUGCAACUCAGACAGAUGAAGUCGAGGCUCUAGUGAGAGCCGGCUUGAGAAAUCCUGUUAGAGUAACAGUUAGAGAGAAAUACUCCAAGUCUAAGGUAAAGUUUAACUCAAAAGAACAAUGGUAGUAAUAGCUCAGUUGAGCUCGGUCAACUACAUGAAAAACAGUUAAAAUGGCCAAGAGAGUUGGUUCUGUGUAUACAAAUAUUUAGUAUCAUACUAAAUAAGAAAUAAAAAAGUAACAAUGUUAUUUAUUUGUUUAUUGGAAGGUUACAAUUUUUUUUUUCUAUCUGAUGGGCCAAUUUUAGUGCUGCCAUUACAGCUCAUUACCUGCAUAAAUAAUUUUGCAUUGACUGACUGUCAGGCUUCAGUUCUCAUAGACUAAGAGAUAUAAGUUUAAUUGCAUCAUGAUAUUACUGCCUUACCUGAACUACUGUAAAUUAUACAAUCAAUAAAACCUUUUGUUUCUCUUUGCCCAUGUACUUGUAGUCAGAACAGAGGACACCAUCCACACUAAAGAACUUUUACACAGUAAGCAGUUGUAUUUUCUCUUUUGCUUAAUGUGUAACUACAUUUUUAUGCCAUGCUUCAUUAAUCUGACCACAGACACUCAGCAAUCAUAGCAUAUACUUGUAUUUGAGUGUUAAUCAAUGAACUAAUAUAUCUGAAAGGCAGAACUGCAUUACUUGAGGAAUGUUGCAUACCAGGUUUCCUCAAAUAAGUGCCCAUGUUCCAAUAAUUGCCCUCCCCCAAAUAAGGGCCCACCCUUUAGGCCACAAAAUAUCAAACAAAGACCCCCUUGAAUAAAGACUGAAUUGGACUCCACUCAGUCCUAUUACCAUAAUUUAUUGUACUUGUUUGGUACGAGUAUGCAUCAUAUCAGGGGUUCUGGUUGUACCAUGGUUCAUUUGAGUGGAAAUACCCUUUACUCCUUUUAUGACUGGGAACACUGUUUAAUUCUUAAUCACAAGCUUUCUAUGUUUUUUUUUGUGGUUCAACCUCUGUUCAAUUGAUCUUACAGUAAAGUUUCACUCUGUAACUAAAUGAUGAUAUCAUGUCAUUUCAGAUCAGUGACUUGAUAUUGUAGUAUACCAAAAUGUAUGUCAGACUUCUGAUUGGCUUAUUGUGAAUUUGGGUAAUAUGACUGAAUAUAACACUAAACGAUCUCAAUAAAUUACAAAGAAAUGUAUGGGCUCUCAAAGGCAGGCUUACUAAAGACAGGAGUAAAAGGUUAAGGCACACAUUUACUCCCAAUCGCUCAUUAAUAAUUUUCCUCCCUGUGUGCCAUACAAUUCUUAAGAUGUUACUUUAGAGAAUUUGGUAUUGGAUCAACUAACAAUAUUUGCAGUGGUUUUGAUGAGGGGUAAUUUUGAGUUUCAAGGUUUUAAAGUAAAUUUGAGUGAGUUAAAAUCCUUUAUUUGUAGAUAUGUGAAAGUCAAGGAAAAUUCUCAAGAUUAGUGUCCUUCCUCAAGGCAAGGAAGGUAUGUGAUGUGUUUAGUAAGAAGAGGUAAAUUCAGCAAUUGAGCCAAGUUACCCAUCUGGUCUGAGUUUAUUCUAGUUUCUGUGGCAUGAAAGGACUAGGUUGAUGUCAGUAUCUGAACAACUGUGUACUUACCCUUACCCUUCCCCUGACCCAACAACAGUUUACUGAUAACAAGUUGUGGUUAAUGUUGGAUUUGGGGAGGGGUAGGUGAGCAGUUGCUCAGAUACUGACAUUGAUCCAAAGAACUAGGAGUGUUGCUUCAUCCCUUGCAUGGGAUGCUGGUACAUUGCAGGUUAACCACCACCCACCCCCCUCCCUUCCCUCAGGAUUUCACGAGAUUCUUGUGACAGUUUUUGGGUACUCUUUGGUGGAGAAAGGCCCUUUUAGUGUAAAGUGCCUUGCUUAAGAACACCAAGAAAAGUUUCCAUUGCAGCCUAUAAUUAUGUGGUAUUUGCUCACAAGAAGUUGAAAUGACAAAAAGGAAUUUGAGAGGAAAAUGGAAUCAUUUUGGAACAGUAGUCACCCACAAGAGGAACUUGAAAUAGAAGAUUCUACUGAACCUGUUAUAAGUAUUCUAAGAAAGUGAUUAAAUGUCAAAAAGAAUGGCAAUUUGAAAGAGAAAAACACAGUGGAAUCAUUUUGGAACAGUUUUUGUUAACCUCUAAGCCACUGUUUGUACCAUGAUGCACAUAAAUCGUGCAUAUAUUUCUGUCAUUAUGUUCACUUUGUGAUAAAUGUUGUUGCAUUUGAUACAGAGGAUAAAACAUACUUUAGUUGAACUUGGAUUUAAAUUUUUUAACUCAAUUUUAAGAUCUAUUCAGUCCCAAAGUGAUUUAAAAAUACAAUGAGAGUCUACUAAUUUGAUCCUUCUUAAUUUUGCUCCUCUUAUUUCUCCUCAUAAUAUCAUCCCUGAAUCAAAUAUUAGGGUCACAAGAAUAAAGGAAACCCGAAGGUUAUGUAUCACAUUCUUAUAAAUUUUUGUCUUACAGACCUGCAAGAACAUGGUAUUUUUCAGCACAUGUGCUUGUGUUAACUAUUUUUCAAAGGCUCUUGAAAGGUAAGCAUUGUGCAGUGCAGUAUACUAAGAAAACCAUUUUACUUCCUAGAGUGAUCUUGAAGUAAUUUCUCCUUUCGAUAUAAACACCUUGCCCAGCAGACAGGUCAUGGGAACGAAGAAAUAUACCAACUAGAGGAUAUCAUUUGAGUUAAAGAAAGUCUACAACAAAUUUUGAGUAACAAAUAUAGCCAUUGCGCAACGAAAACAUAUUUGCACAUUUACUGAAGCUCAUUUUUCGAGAUUGGGCUACCUGUGGUCACUCUUGUUUUCCCGCACUUUGAGCAGUCUGGUUACUUUUACUGUAAAUUCUCAUUGGCUCGUUAGGAUAUUUGUGUUUCCUCUGAUUGGCUGUUGCGGAUACUUUGGUUUUGGUUUCUUUGUCCCAUUCACGUUCCUUUUUACCUAGGGAACGUCAAUGGGACAAGAGGUGUUUUCUUAACAAACCAAACCUGGGUUUUUUUUGUUGUUUUUCGUCAGUCCGUUAUCGUUGAAGCACUCUGAUAAACUGAUUUCAGGUUUCUUUCGAAUGUGAAAGUGCUGUCUAUCCAUGGAAAAAUGAAGUCAAAACGGCAUAAAGUAUUUGAUAGCUUCAGAAAACUUAAAAGGUACGUCUACCUGUCAAGUUCUUCUACAGAAUCAUCGUUACGGAUUAAAGCAAUACUCGAAUUAGUCAGUGUUUACCUUGCCAUAUCUUUACAAAAGGUGGGGGGAAGGGGGGGAGGGGAUUAAAGAAUACCCGGCCGUUGAGCAAGCCCACCCCUCUCCUCCCGUGCCAAAGACGCAGUUGAGGGUUGGCAUUUGUCACGAGGAUUCGAACUCCAGAUCCUCGGAUUUCGAGCUCUUCCUUCGAGGAACGAACCCAACUUCGUCAUCUUUCUUGAUUUAGAGACCCACACUGCGCUUUCUUAAUUUCUGAUCAAGCACGACGCUUGUCACAAGUAAACCUACUACACGACCGUGCUCACCAACCAUUGUUCUUUAGCUGACUGACACAGAAUCAAACUGCGAACGUGUUAGUCCAGCCGUUCCUAUUAGCGCUUCAGCACAUACAUUUGUUCGCCCACGAAAAAGUUUGAGGUUUUGAGCAAAGUAAGCUAGCUGGUGAGUGGUCUGCGAGGGGUCUGUUUCAUUAUUAGUGUCAGACCCCUCACAAAUGUCUCGCCAGCCCGCUUUGCUUAAGACCUCAAAAUUUGCCUUCGGCGUAGAAACGCUUGGGCCGCGGCGCCAAUAAUGAGGGCCUGCCCGGAAACCUGUAGAUCCAGAGGCUUGAUUCCUCUUUAGAACCUCUUCCACGCUUUUACCAACCAUAAUUGCACAUUUUUGUUCCUUUUGUGUCAAGUGGUGUUCUGAUCUGCACUGACGUCAUGGCCCGAGGAGUGGACAUUCCAGAGGUGGACUGGGUCAUACAGUUUGAUCCUCCCAGUAGUGCAAGGUAUGUUAGCCGAUAGGAGACGUAUACUCUCAAAACUACUACGGUUUUUAUCUCCGACAAAAAAGGGUUUUCAAAUACUUGUGAAAAGUAGUGUGUGGUUGGUGUGACGCGGCGUUCCGUCUCGGCUAAGAUAUUCAUCAGAAACCCUUCCGAAUUUUUAAGCAUAUUCGUUAACCUUCGAGUUUUUGAGCCUGAUGCUCAACGAGGAGUAAAAAUUCGUAAAGUGCGUAAUAUGCCACUCGCCGCGGCACAACUAUCCAGCAGAGGUGGGCAGUCUAUCAGCAAUACAAGGCGUUAAAAGCGCAAGUUUAGUCAAGAUCUUUUCAAGCCGGCACAAGUGAUUUUCGAAGUGAUCAUGUACUGAUGAUAUACAGUUAUAUUUAGGAAAUGCUAGUGAUAUAAGGAAAUCAAACUAUUUGUAGAACGGUUGUAGCUUGUUUGUGUUGGAAAGAUGCAGUUCAGCUGACUGUGUUUCUGGGCGAAUCGGUUUGAUUGGGGCGAAACGACUGGCUACUAAAUGCAUUGAUCACUCGCACAUAAAGCGCGGCUUGUUGAAAUGUUAUUAAAAAAACAAACAAACAAACAAAACACAAGAUAACGAAAGUUCUCCAUUUUUUUUAUCAAAAAAAGGCGAAUUAAGGUUCAGUAAUGUUGGCUAACAAAAUAAAGCCCCUCGUGAAAUGUAAAACCGCCAUGGCGAUAAACCCGAUUGCCAUGCCAACAUCGUUGUCUUCGCUUGUAAAAAGAAGAAAGAAAGAAGUCCUGGUAUUCUACUGUGAUUUAUAUAAUUAUUGAUAUCUUAUUCUUUCUCCUCGCAGUGCUUUCGUUCACCGCUGUGGAAGAACGGCAAGAAUUGGAAAUCAGGGUUAGUUACGUGUAGCCUAAAAGAAAAAUUUCUUAUUUUUGAGUGUUUGAUGAAGGUUUACUCGCUGGAGAGGAUGAGAAAUAUGAAAUAAAAGACAAGAUCUACGCCUAUGCGAGGCUCUCGGGGAAAACGCGGGAAACCAUCUUGGAUGUGGUUUGGUUUUGGUUUUGGUUUUGGUUCUGAUUUGUUGUGAGUUUUGCGAGAGUUUAUUUGAAUCAAGACGGAAUGUGACAAGCGAAACAAUUGAUAUUGGCAUUGACCCCAAUGGAUCACGGACAUUAUCCGCGCUACUGCGCACCUACCCUUCCUUUAGCCCAACAACAGUCAGCUGAUAACAAGUUAGGGUUAAUCUUGGGUUAAGGAAGGGGUAGGUGUGCAGUUGGUCAGAUACUUACAUUGAUCCAAACAAGCUCAGUUGGUAGAGCACUGCACCGGUACAGCAAAGGUCAUGGGUUCAAAUCCCGUACAGAUCUGAAUUUUUUAGGCCUUAUUUUCACUACUACUCAAUUAGUGUUCAUUACUGCGAAGAUCGCUUUCAUAUUCACGCCUUUAUCCGCAGUUCACAUAUAUAAUUUUCAGAUAUUCAUAGUCAUUUAUGUCACCUAUGUUACCUUUACUUUGAUCUCUUAAUCGUUUUUUUUUUCUUCUAUUGUAUCCUGUUACUUUGUAGGGAAUGCUUUGUUGUUUUUGCUUCCUGCUGAAGAAUCUUACGUGGAAUUUAUAUCCAUUAACCAAAAGGUAGGUUAACUCUUUAAUCAUUAAAGAGUGACCGGCGUCUAAUUUCUCCCACAGUUUCAACCUUGAAUCAAUUGUAACGGUUAUGAGAAUAAAUAAAAUGAUCACCGAUUGAAGAAGCUCAUGAUUUUCAAUCAAAUUCUCCUUGUCAGUACCACAGGAAAUGAAGAGAGAACGGAAUGGGAGAAUAUACAGAUUGAUGUUAAGGUGUUAAGGGUUAACUGUGGAUUAUCCCACCUAGUGUGAUCGUUAGAAUGAACGUAACCUUGACCGUCAUUUCUGGCCGCACGUUUGGCGACCUGAACAAAAGCGCUCUUGUGGUCAACAUCGCACAGGGGUAGGACGGGGCUAAAUGAUCAGAGAGAUGAAGUUUCUCACCCUUCUGAUUGUUGCACCACUGUAUUUUCUGUCCAUAAUACAGGUCCCUCUUCAGUCUUUCGAAAUAGAAGGAGAAGUGACAGACGUUACACCCAAGCUAAGACAGAUGGCUAUGAAAGACAGGUACUGUAUGCAGAAAACAUUUUUUGCUAAGUUCCCGUAGAAAGUUACUUUAUUUACAGGGAACGUAACCUCUGUUGUAAGUGCCAUAACCCUUUAACCACUGAGGGUGACUGGCUUCUAUUUUCUCCUUGCAAUGUCACCCUUGGAUCUAAUGGAAAGGUCAGGAGAUUAUGGGAAAUGAUCACCAAUUUACGAAGCUCCCAAAUGUCAAACAAAUUCUUCUUGUCAGUGCCAUAGUUUUUGUAAAGAGAAAAGUGCGGAGUAUAUGAACAUUAAUGUUAAAGGGUCCAAAGGGUUAAAACUGAAAGUGGCCGCAAUAUAGAACUUUGCAGAUGUGUCUUUUAUAGUGCUGGUAAAUAACAGAACCCUUUUAAUAAAAGCACUUAUCUUACCAGUUAGUUCCCACUAAUGGAGAGCGCUCCUUCGCCCACGUGACGGAAAAAUUCUUGACGCAGCUAGUCCCUUUGUGCGCACUUUACAUUAAACUGUGCAUUUACAACCCUUUUUCCUUUAAGUUUCCCUUCCUUGCUCUUCUCUUCCCCCCCCCCCCUUCGCCAUAAGACCACCCCGUCUCUUUGUUUCCCCGAAUUUUCUAGUCUCAAAAAAUCCGAGAUGACGAACAUACACCACGUAAGCUCACUGUAGCGGUUGCUCGUCAUGAACAUGUCUUACCCGUCGGUUAUGCGUCUACUAACCUUGGGGGGCGGGACGUUUUUAGUAUUCCUUUCUUAGAUAUUUUACUACGAAAGAGGUCCAGCACGACGCUUAACUUACGGAAAACGACUAAAAUCGAGUUCUCGCCGUCUGCUUUCAGCCCUUUUUUUUUAAUUUGGGGAUAAAUAAAUGAGCAACUUUACCUAACGAGGGUAAAUACUUUACAGUCAUAGACUUACAAGCCCCAUGGCCCUCCUUCCUAUUUUUGAAGUCUGUCAUCCUUUCAGUAAUUUUGCCUAUGUCAUUUUUUUUUUUUUUUUCGAAUUUCUUCUUAGGGAUGUGUACGAAAAGGGGAUGAAGGCUUUUGUGUCAUUCGUACAGUUCUACAGAAAGCACGAGUGUAGUUUAAUUUUUAGAUCAAAUGGUAAGGAAAAUAUCAUUAAUUUACAAUGGGAAUCAAAUAUCCAGCAUAGAAAAGAGUUCUCAUUUGCUCCUUGUGAUAUUUUGUUUUGUUAUGGUAGGCUGUUACGAUUGCUUUAGUUUUAAUUUUAAAACCGAAUGAGCAAUUCACUGAACAACGAAACGAACGAACGAUCAUUUUGACAGGAUUUGUUUUGAUUUCCAAACGAGUCAUUUUCAAUGAACCAAGCUAAACUCCUGCUUUGGCUGUUGUUUUCUAUUUGUGCAAAACGCUAGCAUAGGAAGCAAUUGAGGGUAGAAAACUGGCAAUCACUAUCUGAUUCGGUUUUGCUUUGGUCUUGUAACAAGGGUCAACUUCUCAAGCAUCAAAUGUAAAUCACACUACCAGUGGUCAUUAGCUUGCAUCACAUACAGUCCACUCUACCGUGGCUUUAACCAGUCGAGGGUGGAUCCGGAAUUUGGAUAUAAAUUAAGAGGGGUCCAAACUUUUACAAAACAAAUCUCUCGACUGACCCACUUCCCCCCCCCCUUUCCCCCCAAUUCCCCCUACUUGCGGUUACUCGACAUAUGUCAUCAGUUUAGCCUUUCGCCGUAUAUAUUAAUCCUACACGUACUUAAGGGGAAAUAAUCAGUUAAUUGAAGAGUAAAAUGCGAUCCUGUCGUUGCAAGAAUUUUUGUGUCAGACAGGUAGUAAAAAAACCCACGUGUUUGUUAAGGGUAGGUUUGAAACCCCUGCCUUCGGUUCCCCCUUAAAAACCAUGUGAGACCCCGAAAAAAACUUCGCGCCUCCCCUCCCCCCAGGUGCUAAGUAUUGGCUGCUCCUCGAUUAACGUUUUCUUGAAUUUUUUUGGCCCACAGACCUGGAGCUCGGAAAACUCGCAACGGGAUUUGGCCUCCUAAAGUUGCCCAUCAUGCCAGAGCUUAAGGAUAAGAGUGUGGAUUUUGAGCCAGUGGAUGUAGAUGUUGAUAAACUUUAUUACAAGGACAAAAACAGAGAAAAGCAGAGAAAAAGAAUGCUGCAGGAAUCGAGCGAGAAUGGUUUUUAUCCAACGGACUCGAGGAAAAAGAAAUUCCGUAAGGAGACCGUCCCGUGGUCCAAGAACAAAGAGAGAAAAGUCAAAAGAGAGAAGCGGAAAGCACGUAGAGAAUUUUUUAAAACGCAGCGCCAGAAGCAUCAGUUUGAUGAAGAUGAACUUGAGGAUCUUGCGCGUGAUGCGCGCUUGGUGAAAAAACUUAAGGCGGGAAAGAUCAGUAAAAAAGAGGUGGAUACGCAAUUAGGAAAUGACGAAGAAAUCACUCCCAAUUUGUAAGAACUGGCUUGCCGAACCGUCUUGUUUGUAAAUUGAAGGGUGUUCCAAGAAUUCACGAUACUUCCCUUAGAAGUCUGGCCUAAUUGCGAGGAUGACAAAUUAGUGAGGGGGGGGACCCCUCCUCUUUCCUCACUAGAUUGUGAUAAAGGGGGUAAGUUUCUAAAGAAACUGUGGUGCUGCG